UUGACACUUCUGCUGAGGAAAUAAGAGCAUUUCUGGGAGUAACAAUUUGGAUGGGCUUGAAACAAGUACCUGAUCUUUAUGAUUACUGGUCAAACAGUACAGUUCUUUCAGUUGAUGGCAUAAAACAUGUUUUCCCGAGGAAAAGGUACGAGGAAUUGCUCCAUAAUUUACAUUGUGCUGACAAUGGCUCUGCCAUCCCUGCUGGCCAGCCAGGUCAUGACAAAAUUCAUAAGAUUCGAAACGUUUUGAAUAUUCUCAACAGAAAUUUUCAGGACAACUGGACACCACACCAGCAAAACAGUGUAGAUGAGGGAAUGAUUCCAUUCAAGGGAAGAAUUGGGUUCAAACAGUACAUGAAAGAUAAACCUACCAAAUGGGGUAUCAAGGUUUGGAAGUUAGUGGAUUCAGUUAGGGCCUACCUUCUCCACUUCAAAAUUUAUACUGGAAAAACUGAUAAUCCAGGAGCAAAUCUUGGAGAGAAAGUUGUCCUUGAUCUUUGUACUUCUCUUCCAAGGGGUAUUCCCUGGAAGCUGUACUUUGAUAACUUUUAUACAAGUUUGUCAUUAGCCAGUUCACUUCUUGAGCAAGGAAUCUUUUGUACUGGGACGACCAGACCAAACCGGGUGGGGUUUCCUCAUCAACUUCACAUGGCCAGACUCAAAACUGGAGAGAGUAAGUGGAUGAUGAAAGAACCAAGAUUUUUUGCACUGAAGUGGAAGGAUACAAAGGAUGUAUAUGUGCUGUCUACUAUGGCAAAGCCAGGGGUAGAAGAUGUCAGGAGAAAAGAGAAAGGUCAUGUGGAAGGUGUUAUCAAGCAGUGUCCCUCAGUCGUGGUGGACUACCGCAAGUACAUGGGAGGAGUGGAUACAAAUGAUCAACAUCUGUCAUAUUACAAAUGUUCUAGGAAGUCUAGUAAAUGGUGGAUGCCUGUGUUUAUGCAGAUGUUGGACAUGGCAAUUGUCAAUGCAUGGAUUUGUGAGUGUUUUCUCAGGGGAGAUCAUAACUCAAGAAAGCAGAAGGUGUUCAGAGAUGAGCUUGUGGUCUCUCUGUGUGGAAAAUUUACAGGAAGAAAGAAAGUUAGGAGGCCCUCUGGACUCCCAGGACCAAGGUUUGACAAGGCAGAACAUUGGCCUAAGAAAAGAGAACAAAGAGGUUACUGUGCUUGUGGCUGUGGAAGCCGUGGCCGUAUUUACUGUGGAAAGUGCAAUGUUCCUCUGACUAUUGAGUGUUUUGAACUGUGGCACACAACUGCCUAACUGAUGUAUUUUAAAAGCUUUUUCUACUUCAAAUUAAAUUAAGAUUUCCUUUACAAUGAUGUUUAAGUUGUA
Molecule: messenger RNA, 1328 nt
Organism: Stylophora pistillata
Lineage: Eukaryota; Metazoa; Cnidaria; Anthozoa; Scleractinia; Pocilloporidae
Product: piggyBac transposable element-derived protein 4-like
Source: RefSeq, a predicted model, not a curated record